Molecule: messenger RNA, 285 nt
Organism: Rotaria sp. Silwood2
Lineage: Eukaryota; Metazoa; Rotifera; Eurotatoria; Philodinida; Philodinidae
Source: the annotation of a GenBank genome assembly
AUGGCUUCUCAGUCAGGCAAUCUUUUGGAGAAUGAAACAACAAAUGAUUUCAUUGAUUUUGAUCAAGUUUUAUAUUCUCCAAAUGGUUUUCAUAAUGAAUAUGAAAACUUAAAUCUCAGUGAAAGUAUUGGAGUGUUAAAUACGCCAACAUUUGAAAUGACUAAUCCAUCGAUUCAAUUGACACAAGAACAACACUUCAAUGAUAACAAUAACAUAUCUGUUGCAGAUUUUCAAGAGCCUCUUUCAAUGUCUAUUGAUCAAGGUAUAUUUUCAAAUAGUGUCUAA